Messenger RNA from Moneuplotes crassus, 933 nucleotides. The record is from the annotation of a GenBank genome assembly. NCBI's taxonomy places the organism in Eukaryota, Ciliophora, Spirotrichea, Euplotida, Euplotidae.
AUUUAAAAAUGAAUUCACUAGAAUCCUCGAUUGUCCUACACACAGGAAAGGUGAUGCCUUCCUUGGGGCUUGGGACUCUGAUGCUAACUGACAAGGAUCAUAUCUUGAACUGUAUCCAGAACGGAUACAGGCACAUUGAUACUGCCCAGGACUACGAAAAUGAAGAUAUUGUUGGCCAAGCCAUCAACGAAGCUGUAGAGCAAGGCAUCUCCAGAGACGAGUUGUUCCUCACAACCAAGAUUUGGAGCACUGGAUACGCAGACCCAGUUGAAUCACUCAAGCAAAGCUUGAGUAGGCUAAACCAAGACUAUGUUGAUCUUGUCCUAGUUCAUUGGCCAAUGAAUGAUGUUGACAAGGAAGGUGAUAAACCUUCCUUCAAGAAAAUUCCGAUGUACAAGAUCUGGCAAGGAAUGGAGCAGUGUGUGGAGCAAGGCCUAGCUAAACAUAUCGGAGUUUCUAACUUUAACUGUCAAUUACUGUUGGACAUGCUGAGUUAUUGUGAGAUCAAACCUGCGUGCAACCAGAUAGAGCUGCAUCCAUAUUGCCAACAGCCUGAGUUAAUAUCAUUUUGCCAGCAGAAUGAUAUCCAAGUUGUUGGGUAUUCACCUUUGAGCAACCCUAGCAGACCGUUUGGCGGUGGAGGAGUCGUCACCGUACUUGAAGAUCCUAUCAUCAAAGAAAUUGCUGAAAAAGAUGCUAAAACUGCUGCUCAAGUAUGCCUCAGUUGGAAUCUAUCAAGGAAAGUUGGGCUUGUCGUAAAAUGAUCUACUAGCAUUGAGAGAGCAAUCGAAAACCUUGAGGCCUUGGAUUAUGUGAUGAACCCAGACGAUAUUGACAAGAUAAAUAAAAUUGACAAGAAUGAAAGAGUAUUCGAUGCUAUCAAUUGGGAGGAUUGUCUUAAUGUUCCAAUCUUUAAAUAAACUGAUCUUUCAA